Messenger RNA from Trichoderma atroviride IMI 206040, 1640 nucleotides. RefSeq lists its product as uncharacterized. Gene Ontology annotation, cellular component: cytosol. Gene Ontology annotation, biological process: L-tryptophan biosynthetic process. NCBI's taxonomy places the organism in Eukaryota, Fungi, Ascomycota, Sordariomycetes, Hypocreales, Hypocreaceae. Gene Ontology annotation, molecular function: anthranilate phosphoribosyltransferase activity. The record is from RefSeq and is a predicted model, not a curated record.
CAUAUUCAUAGCGGCCGGCAUAAAAGUAGACUCUGCGUCACUCUCCUGCUCAUUCGUUUCGAUUGGGUGAAGUCCAUUUUCUCUCUCCUCUCUUCUCUUCCAUACCCGUCUGUGCAUCAAAUCGUCAUGGCGUCAAACACAGGCAGCGGGCAAGAGGCCCUUCCUCCCGUCAACCUCAAGCCGUUGUUGACCAAGCUCUGGCCAACGGACAAUCUAGUGACUCCCGAUGAGAUUGCAGAGGCAAUCUCCCAUUUCUUCACAAACCAGGUGACCGAGGCCCAGACAGCCUCGCUCCUCAUGGCUCUGCAUUUCACCAAGCUCGACUUCAAAGCGGAUGUUUUGGAGCGUUGCGCCUAUGUAAUGAGAAAAGCCGCAGCGCCCAUUCCGGUCAAGGAGCUCCAGAGUGUCAUUGAGGCGCGGGGAAGAAAAGAGGGCACGUACAAGGGCGGACUGUGCGACAUAGUUGGUACUGGAGGCGACUCUCACGACACCUUCAAUGUCAGUACAACUUCAUCGAUUCUCGCCUCUUCACUGCUUCUGGUCUCCAAGCACGGCAACAAGGCAAGCACAUCAAAAUCAGGCAGUGCCGACAUGGUCAGCUGCAUGAAGCCUCGGGCGCCUAUUAUCAGCGCCGUGAAGCCGGAUACCCUGGUCAAGGUCUACUCCCAUACAAACUACAGCUUCCUCUUUGCGCCAGUCUUCCACACCGGCAUGCGCUACGUCGCUCCUAUCCGGAAGCAGCUCCCCUGGAGGACUAUUUUCAACAACUUGGGCCCAUUGGCAAACCCGGUGGAAGACGUGUUGGAAGCUCGAGUCAUCGGCGUCGGAAGACGAGAUCUCGGCCCCGCUUUUGCCGAAGCCUUGAGAGUUGCCGGCUGCCACAAGGCAUUGAUUGUCUGUGGAGAAGAGGAAUUGGAUGAAAUCAGCUGCGCAGGCAAUACGCUCUGCUGGAUGCUGAAAGAAAAGUCUCCCGGAGGAGAGAUUGUGGUCGAGCAUUUCAAAGUCCACCCCAGCGACUUUGGUGUCCGCACCCACGCCUUGAACGAGGUCUCCUCCGGAAAGGAGCCUCAGGAAAAUGCGGAUAUUCUGGUUCGCAUCUUGAAAGGCGAACUUCCCCUGGAUGAUCCGGUCGUCGAAUUUGUUCUAAUCAAUACUGCUGCCCUUCUUGUCGCAUCUGGUAUCUGCGAAGCGGAUAGCAGUGACAUGGGCCAUGGCGAUGACGGAAACGUCAUCAAAGAACGUGGCCCUGGCGGCCAACGUUGGAAGGAAGGUGUUCGAAGAGCUAAGUGGGCUAUCACCAGUGGUGAAGCCUGGAGACAGUGGCAAGCGUUUGUCGAUAUUACCAAUGAGAUUGGAAACUAGGCGCUCUGCCGGGCAGAGCCAAAGUAGUAUUUCUUAAUCAUAGAAAUCCACCAAGAGUGGAAUUGCGCUUAAGACAAGAUAUUUCGAUAUCUUUCCAUGACUUGAAGGCGAUGUUAUGAACGAGUUUGCGAUGCCUGCGAUGGAAGGAGAGUGCGCGGAUCACGUUCAACCUCGUAGUUUGCCGGCAGUGAUCGGUUGGAUCUAACGGAAGAGUUGGAGUGCGGCCUAGUCAUCGGAGGUAAUGAGCGUCGGUCGAGCUCAUUUGUGGAAAGGCCAAG